GCUCACAUCCCACAAUUACAAAUCUUAUUGUCCAUAUCUCAAUUUGCUUUCUAUCAUUACGUCGUAGAGAUGUUGUUUUAGCCUCAAAGACUCUUCGGGAUCAACUGCCGACGCGCAGGAGAUAUGCGAAUGAGUAUUCACAAAGUCUUCUAGAAAUAUGCCAUGUAACAGCAACCAAUGGCCGGGUGCGGGGUUGGUAGGUUGCUUUGAUGGUUCAUGAACGAAUGAACGUCCGAGCCUGGGAACAUCCAUACUAUAGUUAGAACGCGGGGAAGACGAUGCCAUCAUACUUGCAUGAUAUAUAUAUACUAGGUAAUUCUAGGUAGAAGUCAACAUUUCACCUCAAAGAAGUAGGUUUUGCAUAGAAGUAGCCUUCAAGAUGUCUCAAACGCAAACAAUGAAAGCGGUUAUAUACCAAGAACCCUUCAAAGUAACUGUCGAAGAACGCCCACUGCCAACGAUCGAACAUCCGGAUGAUGCACUGGUGAAGGUGACAACAGCCGCAAUCUGCGGAAGUGAUUUGCACAUGUAUCAGGGAAGAACGGCUGCGGAAGGUGGGUUAUGUUUUGGACAUGAGAAUAUGGGCAUAGUGAUCGAGACCGGUUCUGGUGUUCAGCAUAUUAAGAAAGGGGAUCGUGUGGUGAUGCCGUUCAAUGUGGCAGAUGGCAGAUGUAGGAAUUGUGAAGAGGGCAAAACGGCUUUUUGUACAGGUGUUAAUCCCGGAUUCGCAGGCGGGGCGUAUGGAUAUGUUGCAAUGGGACCUUACCAAGGAGGUCAAGCACAAUAUAUCCGUGUACCAUAUGCCGAAUUCAACUGCCUUCCUCUUCCUGCUGGAAAAGAGCACGAAGCGGAUUUUAUCCUUCUUGCCGACAUAUUCCCAACGGGGUGGCAUGGUGUUGUACUUUCUGGCUUCCAACCAGGAGAAUCAAUCGCCGUUUUCGGAGCCGGACCUGUUGGAUUGAUGGCUGCGUAUAGUGCAAAGCUCAGAGGAGCAAGCAAAGUGUUUGUCGUUGAUAGCGUGAAAGAACGUCUACAAGCUGCGGAGAAAAUCGGUUGUGUCGCUGUGGAUUUCACCAAAUGUGACGCCGUCGAGGAAAUCAUAAAACAGAAUGGCCAGAUGGUCGAUAGGAGCGUGGACGCUGUCGGGUACCAGGCUUCUGCACAGGAUGGCAAGAAAGAAGUACCAAGUAUUGUUUUGGAGAAUUGCAUCAAAGUGACGAGACCAACCGGUGGUAUCGGUGUUCCAGGAUUAUAUGUCCCAAGCGACCCUGGUGCUCCAGAUAGCAAUGCUGGCCAAGGAAUGUUAUUGAUAAGUUUUGGGAAGUUAUUCGAGAAGGGUCUUUCCAUUGGCACUGGACAAUGCAAUGUCAAAGCCUACAAUCGUUAUCUGCGAGAUAUGAUUAUCUCAGGCGUCGCAAAACCUUCAUUCGUUGUUUCGCAUGAAAUUGGUAUCGAUGAGGCACCAAACGCUUAUACCAAAUUUGAUAGAAGGGAGGAUGGAUAUACUAAAGUUUUAAUCCAUCCCAACGGCCCUCUCUGAGAAAGCCAGAUUUGAAUUGGAAUGAAUUGCGAUGGCACAUACAUUUGCAAAACACUUCUGUAUAUAUUUCGGUACUAUACAUACAAUGAUUAAUCUGCUUUGUUCUUGACAUAGAGGAUUACCGAUGGCAACCAUUGUGUGACCGAUGCAAAGCCCCAACAUUC
Molecule: messenger RNA, 1704 nt
Organism: Botrytis sinoallii
Lineage: Eukaryota; Fungi; Ascomycota; Leotiomycetes; Helotiales; Sclerotiniaceae
Exons: 4
Coding region: 380-1540 (386 amino acids)
Molecular function (GO): oxidoreductase activity; zinc ion binding
Source: RefSeq, a predicted model, not a curated record